This is a messenger RNA of Scatophagus argus, 1707 nucleotides long. RefSeq lists its product as uncharacterized. Gene Ontology annotation, biological process: negative regulation of T cell proliferation; cellular response to lipopolysaccharide; immune response. NCBI's taxonomy places the organism in Eukaryota, Metazoa, Chordata, Actinopteri, Scatophagidae. The transcript has 3 exons. Gene Ontology annotation, cellular component: external side of plasma membrane. Bases 148 to 1113 code for a protein of 321 amino acids. The record is from RefSeq and is a predicted model, not a curated record.
ACCACAAGCCUGAUAGGGCCUGCCCACUCCCCCACGUUGACGGGGGGAGGGCAAACAGGGAGGAGCAGCUUCUUAUUUCCUGAGGCCGGUGAGCUGUGAGACGCGUCUCUUCUCAGUCUCAGAUGCCUUCACUCGACUCGAACGAACAUGGCACCACCGCUGCCGUGCUUUGCACUGCCUAUUCUUCUUCUUCUUAUUAUUAUUAUUAGUAGUAGCACUACUGUCAGUGGUUUUGUGGAAAGAUAUGUAAACCCGGGAGACUCGGUUAAGAUAACGGUAAAUGGGACCUGCCCCACGGGCGACGUGCUCGCCCUGAUUCGCUUGCAUCAGACUGAUGUGGUCAGACCACCGACAGAUGUGACCAAACGCGUUAACGGUGUUUGGCAGGAAGAGGAAACUUACUCUGGACGGAUCGCUCACGAUUCUGCGGUCUCAUUCAUCAUCUUAAAAGACGUGAAUUCCAACGAUGGCGGACAUUACGUGGUCACCUGCGGCGGCAGAGACCUCCCCGGUCCCAUCCAGCUGAAGGUCGCGGUUCCCUUUGACAAAGUUGUCCACGAGGGUGCAUCGGCCACGCUCCCGUGCCAUCACGCCACUGUGGCCGAACGCGUUAAGCGCGUGAGAUGGGAAAAGGACGGGGACCUCGUCCUGGAGCAGGACAGGUCCUCAUCUGAGACGGCUGGAUCAGGAAGAGGCAGAGAGCGAAAGGCAUCCGUCCCAGAGGACUGGUACUCCAAGGGAAAUCUGUCGCUCACUUUGGACGGAGUUCGGCCGGAGGAUGAAGGAAACUACGUUUGCUACGUCGUCGGAGACGGGACCAGAAAGAGGGGGGACCCUGGUAACGUGAGGGUGACAGUCAACAGGAGAGGAGACAAACUCAUCGCCUCCACAACCCCAACGCAGACACCGGAAGUCAAAGAAAGCAGCUUUUCAACGCGGCUCAUCGUCAGCAUCGCCUUCAACGGGUUGCUUCUGCUUCUGCUUGCUGCUGGAGUCAUUUGUUGGCUGAAAACCCGCACACCCGGCGAUGCUGGACCUCAGAGGGAAGACCGGGUCCUAUAUCAUGGCCCCGAUUCUGUUUGUGUAGCUGAUGGGGACGUUUCAGGACACUGACUUGUGUUUGAAUUACUGCUUUAGGUAUCCGCUCGGAUUAUUAGAUCGCAUUAAUCACAUUAUUAGGAAGCACUUCCUCUCUUCUGUCCACGUAGUAUCUUUAUUUUAUAUACACGAGCAUUACUAAAGCUUGUGUGAAAUAAUGAAGAAAAACAGCACAAGACUUUACUGUUAAAAGUUCGUGCGAUAUUUAACAUUACGGGCUUUACUGGUCCGUUUCUUUGCUAAUACAAUUGGUAAUUCCAUUUUAAAUUUAACCCUCUUUUGAUUGUGUUUUCGUGUGUGUGCGUGUGGUUUUGCAGAGUUUGAGAACGAAACUGUAACAAGUUUUGGUUAGGCUUUUGGUUGUGUUUUUUAAAGAGCAGACACGUGGGGAGUUACUGUGUUAUUGUGGAGAAAAGGAGAAAUAAAUUAGGCCUUUAAAUGUUUGAAUCAAAGCACAUUUGGAAACCUUUCAAACUUCAUGAGGUUUGGAGAAAUGGUCAGCUGUCACCUUCCUGUCUGUGUUUUCUAGAAACUGGUCGUCUUAUUUAAAAAAAUAAAUUACAUUAAAUGUUAUGGCGCCUUUCUGUCACAAAGAUGAGUCCUAAACAG